This is a messenger RNA of Rhododendron vialii, 1860 nucleotides long. RefSeq names its product protein TPX2-like. Bases 234 to 1643 code for a protein of 469 amino acids. Gene Ontology annotation, molecular function: microtubule binding; protein kinase activator activity. Lineage: Eukaryota; Viridiplantae; Streptophyta; Magnoliopsida; Ericales; Ericaceae. The transcript has 17 exons. The record is from RefSeq and is a predicted model, not a curated record. Gene Ontology annotation, biological process: mitotic spindle assembly; regulation of mitotic spindle organization; activation of protein kinase activity. Gene Ontology annotation, cellular component: mitotic spindle; nuclear microtubule.
GGUCUAUCAUCGCUGUUUAUUUUCACGCUCUUCGAAAAAACGCAAAUUCCGCCGAUAAAUCUCAUUCUCUCAUUCCUUCUUCCCUUCCCAUUUUAGGGUUUCACCAUCAACAAAUCCCCCUGGACUCCAAGCUACAGAGCGCGAGCGACCGAGCAAAGGCGUCGUCAAUGGAGUCCUCCGAUUCCUUCGUCUGAAACUUCGGUUUCUUGAAGAAAAAAAAAAAAAACCCGACGAUGCACGACGGAGAUAUGGACGAAGAGAUGGAGGACUUCGUUGGGGGUUAUUUCGAGGUGUCGGAAGUGGAUUUCGAUUACGAGUUCGACGCCUCUCGCUUCUUCGAUUUCACACGGCCGGAAUCUUCCCUCGAGGCUGAGCACGCCGAGCGCUGGUUUGAAUCGGCCCCGAGUUAUCCGCCUUCUCCAUUUGUAAUAAAGUUGAAACGGAGAGAAGUCAUCUCUGUAGAAAAUGGAUACACCUCUCUCAAAUCAAGUGAUGGUGAAAGCAUGAUUUCUAGUAGCAACAACAUGGAUUGUGACAUGGAUCCUGAAGAGUUUGUACAAGAUGAAAAUAAAAAAGGGCCACAAUAUCAUUACCAAAUGGCUCAGGAUAUUCUGAAAACGAAAACAAAGUCUGCGGGACAAUCAUCCAAACCAAGGAGUUCAACUCUAAUGACACCCACAGCAAGUCAUUUGGCCAAGCUAAACAGAGAAAAAGAAGUCCAUUCCAACCGAUUCUUGGGAAGGUCUCAGAAGCCAUUAACUAAAAUAGAUGAGAGAAGUUCAAAGAACUCUCUUGCAGCUGACAGUAAUGCAACGAAAAGGCAAAAACUAGAGAGUGGUUAUUUGCGUAAGGUUGCUCAUCUGAAUCACCAAAGCCUGUUGUCACACAAGUUACCUAAGGUUCGACAAGUAGAUGCUAGCACCUUGAAUACCAGGUUAAAAGUUACUGUACCAAGAGAGCCUGCUCUGGAAACAGCCCAUAGAGCCCAAAGACAUAGGUUCAGGAACAAUUCAGAGUCAGGUGAACAUGAAAAAUCAAAGGCCCCUCCCUUUAAAGCACGACCAUUGAACAGCAAAAUUCUCAAAGCACCUUCAUUGCCCCCUCAAAAAAAGAAGAGCAGACGACAAUCCUCAUUUUUUCAAGUGUUCCAUUUGAAGACAUCAGAGAGGGCUAUGCAACACUCAUCUGCUCAUGCAUUGAACGUGCAGAAUUCUGAAUCCACCGAGAAUGAAAGGCUAAACGGUGAAGAUGCAAGGAAGCACGAUAAGUUUGGAACAAUAAAAAGAGUCAAAGCUAGGCCGCUUAAUAAGAAGAUUGUCUUAAGUAAAAGCAAGGUUGUCACCUACCAGAAUGUCAAAGAAGAAGCCACUGCGGAACUCCAGCUUUCAAAUGAUAAUAGAUUGUCUGACAACCCACCAAUUGAAUUAUUUAACAAGUUGUCCCUGAAAUCCAAUGUGGAGCAUAAUGUGAGAUCUCAGACCAAACCACCUCUGCGCCCUAAGGGACCCAAGGAGAAUGUGCCAGUUUCAUUGAAACAAGAAGUCCGGGGGUAUGGGAGGAAGCAGAGUCAGUGUAACGACGAGUGGAGAAUCCCUGAUAAUGAACCCCGGAUGAACAUCAACAGGAGCAUGGACAUCCGCUGAGAGCAAGAUGAAAAUCCUUAAGGGCUGUGCAUCUUUAGAGGCUCAAUGAGAGGAUUUUGAAUUUUCAAAUUUAUGUUCGCAGAAGUCAGAUCCUCCUUCAAUAAUCAAGCCUGCACUUCGGAUCAAAAGUUUUGUUUGGUCUUAGUUAGGCCUACAUGUAGCAGAACUAAGUGUACAAAUUAAUCCUGAGGUAUAUAUAAAGAGUUUGUUUGUCUUG